Papaver somniferum (opium poppy) is the source of this 1735-nucleotide messenger RNA. RefSeq names its product mitogen-activated protein kinase kinase 5-like. Bases 1 to 903 code for a protein of 300 amino acids. NCBI's taxonomy places the organism in Eukaryota, Viridiplantae, Streptophyta, Magnoliopsida, Ranunculales, Papaveraceae. The transcript has 14 exons. Gene Ontology annotation, molecular function: ATP binding; protein kinase activity. Gene Ontology annotation, biological process: protein phosphorylation. The record is from RefSeq and is a predicted model, not a curated record.
AUGACUACUGAACUAAAUGUAUUUAAUGUUACUAGAAAACCUUAUGAAAUCGAUAAUUUAGAAGAAGUGAAUAUGAUUAAAACUUUAGUUCAAGAAUAUCCAAUUUUGAAGUUCUUAAGUUGGGACUCGAAUUUUGUGCGUCUAAGUUAUGAUGAUCUGCAAUUGUUUCGGUUAUUGGUACAUGAUUUUGUAUUUGAUGUCUGUAUGAAGACAUUAAACAUAGCACUUGCUAGGAGAACAUUGAGGGAAAUGUUAGAUUUAAGUUUGGGCCAUAUCUACACUAUAUCCCUGCCUUAUCGAGUUUUCAUUGUUAUUUUUUCUCCGCCACACGCCUCAUCUCUCUUUCAUCUCCUCUCUGAAGAACUGAAGCUCUCAUUUCUUCAUCUCCCUUUCAUCUCAGAACCUCUUUGGAGAAUCAACACUAUCAUCAGCAGCACCAUCAACAACAUCAUCUUCUCACGAUUUCUUUCUCUCUCUCUCUCUCUACCGAAGACUCGAAAUCUUCCAACAGAGGAGGUACUGGGAGAAGUAGUCCGAAACAGAAGCAAUAAGAAAGACUCCUGGGUACAAAAGUUCAGUUUUUCGGGUUGGUACGUGUGUAUCAUCAUUGGUUAUUGUGAGGGUGGAGACAUGGGUGAAGCUAUAAAAAGAGCUAAUGGUGUUCACUUUUCUGAAGAGAAACUCUGUAAGUGGCUUGUGCAACUCCUAAUGGAUCUGUAUUACUUGCAUAGAAAUCAUGUUGUUCAUCGUGAUGUCAAGGAUCAUGACAUACGUCUAGCCUCUUCUGUCGUGGGAACUCCCAGCUAUAUGUGCCCUGAACUUCUUGCUGAUAUUCCUUACGGUUCCAAGUCAGAUAUUUGGUCUUUAGGUACUGGGAGAAGUAGUCCAAAACAGAAGCAAUAAAAAAGGGAAAUUAUCUAUUUAAUGUGUCCAUCACUUAAAAGUCUAUUAUUUUAAAUAAUUAUAAAUAAGAAUCUGAAACCAAGGUGUAUGCAGAUGGCGGGGAUUUCUGUUGUGGGUUGUAACCACUAUUGUGUUUUCCCAUUGAGAGGUAAAUUGCUCAAUGUAAGAGAAGCAAGUGUAAAGCAAAUUAAGGAGAAUGUCGAGAUUGAAAGCGUCAAGAAGAUUCUUGGACUUCAACUUAAUAAGGAUUAUAAAGAUGUGAAGGACUUAUGAUAUGGGCAUUUGAUGAUUUACACAGAUUGAUGUUGCUGAAAUGUAUCUCAUUUCCCAUUCGCAUAUCUGACUGGAGAAAAUGGGUUGAUGGAUGCAGUGGUACCAAAAGCACAGAUUGAGGCUCUGAAUGCAUUUUGCUCCGUGAAGGUAAACUUGUUGUUCACAAUCGAUGUGGCUGAAGAGGGGCUACAUACACCUAAUUGCUCCUGUGUUGUAUGAUUUGAUUUACUUAAAACAGUUUUGCAGCUGUGUUCGGUUUAGUGGUCGAGCUCGACAGAGCGAUUCACAAUGUCUUGAAAUGCGCCUUGCUAAAGCUGAAGCAAUCAACUGGACAUCUCUUGAAUAUACCAGAGGAAAUACAGUUCCGCAGAAAUUGAACUCGCCAUCAGGUAGAACAUUAUGCUUGUUGUAUUUACUUGCACCAAAAGUUUGAUAGCAAGAGUAACAGAACCAUAUAACUAGUGAGAGGGAUGUUUGUGGGUUUUAGGAAAACUAGACAUACAUGCUUCAUUGAGUGUAAUUUAAUACUAUCAAUCUCUUGCAUGAGCCACGUGUUAGU